Molecule: messenger RNA, 885 nt
Organism: Spizellomyces punctatus DAOM BR117
Lineage: Eukaryota; Fungi; Chytridiomycota; Chytridiomycetes; Spizellomycetales; Spizellomycetaceae
Exons: 14
Coding region: 1-885 (294 amino acids)
Biological process (GO): ubiquitin-dependent protein catabolic process
Cellular component (GO): nucleus; cytoplasm; proteasome regulatory particle, lid subcomplex
Molecular function (GO): endopeptidase activator activity; ubiquitin binding; proteasome binding
Source: RefSeq, a predicted model, not a curated record
AUGGCCGCAAGUAUUCCGGCUGCUCUCUUUGGUUCGGCUGCGCAGAGAGGAUCGGGAGCCCUGGUGGAGUUUAGAGCAGGGAAAUGCACUCGCGAGGGAACUCUUGUUAAGCCAGACACGCGAAAAGGCUUGAUCUACAUGAACCAAGGAGACGACUCACUUAUGCACUUCUACUGGAAAGACCGACGGACGGGAGCAGUGGAGGAUGAUUUGAUCAUUUUCCCAGAGGAAGCCGACUUUGUUAAAGUGUCACAGUCAAAUGGACGCGUAUAUGUCCUCAAAUUUAAGUCGUCAUCACAGAAGCUGUUCUUCUGGAUGCAGGAGCCGAAGUCAGACAAGGACGAAGAACUAGCCAGAAAGGUUAAUAAUCUUAUCAACAAUCCUCCUGCACCCGGACAAGAUCCCAUGGAGAAUGAUUUACUUCAAGUCUUACAGCAAAGCGCCAGGAAUGCAGGGUCUAGUGAAGGUGCAACGACUCCUAGCUCGGCGUCGGCAUCUGCCCAAUUGGAGCAAAUUCGUGAUGUUUUGGCCAAUAUCCGCGUAUCAGAUGCAGAGGCUGAGUCUGCUGGUGACCUGGCGCAUGCGCUGAAUCCGGACACUGUUGGACCCAUUCUCAACAACCCAAAUAUUUCUUCGGCGCUCUUCCCGAAUCUUCCUCAAAUUGCCAACAGAUCGCCGGCAGAGAUUCAAGCAUUAAUGGACAGUCCUGAGUUCACACAGUCUGUGCAGUCCUUGAGUGCUGCGUUACGAUCUGGGCAGUUGGCGCCUCUACUUCAACAGCUAGCUCCAGGUAGCGAUAUGGAAGCCCUCCAAACAUUCUUGCAAUCUGUGCAAGAUCGUAUAAACCAGGAUCAGAGCGGGGGUGAUUCCAUGGACACUGAUUAG